This is a messenger RNA of Lobosporangium transversale, 1223 nucleotides long. RefSeq lists its product as hypothetical. The record is from RefSeq and is a predicted model, not a curated record. Bases 109 to 1077 code for a protein of 322 amino acids. NCBI's taxonomy places the organism in Eukaryota, Fungi, Mortierellomycota, Mortierellomycetes, Mortierellales, Mortierellaceae. The transcript is spliced from 6 exons.
AACGAGAUCGAGAGUCGUUCGAAGGCUCACCACCUGCAAGCAUACUCUUCUGAUUCAGUACACAGAGAUGACAGUCUUGAUUUGGGUGAGACCGAUGCGUUGGUAGCGAUGAUUAAUUCUGUCAAGCACAGAGAUUGCAGUCUUUGGGUCCUUGAUGGAUGCUGUGUGGCCUGCAUGACCGACAAAUAUAAGGAGCUGUCCAUCCAAGCGUUACGAGCGAAAGAGCUUAAAAAGUCCGAGCCAGCAGAUGUCAUGAUCCUGGCAGGCACGUUCGCUCCUUGGCACCCCACCACCAUGAUGGGAAAGAUCUUCAGCAAGAAGUGCCUGCAGAAGAUACGAGACUCUCUAUCGACGAAUAUGGAGCCGAUCGAAAACCUGGACGCCGACAUUUCGAUUCUCCAUUCUAUUCGUCAUCGAGCCGACAAUGACAUCGAAAAGGCUGUUGUGGCCCUCAACGGAGUAACAGACAUGAAACUACGUCGGCUAUUUCAACAAAUGUACGUGGAUGGAAAGCGAUCAGUACCUCUCGCAAAUGAAUGUAGCGCUUGUUAUAUAAAAUUAAAAUCUUUUAUUGCUGCAUUUAGGAAAGAGGAGCUACCAGCAAGAGAACAAAGAGAGCUCUCGGAGGAGACCCUUGUCGCAAAUCAUGUGUCCCCUAUCCUCAGGGCGUUCACCCAUGACCCAGUUCUUGAGAUCUUUUCCCAUUUUCCUAAUACGAAUUCACAAAGUCAAACCCGACAAGGAGUGAAACCAGAUCGCCCGGACUUCAAGGUUGUGAUUGGGAAGAAAGAGGUGGCCUUUGGCGAAGUCACUGGCCCAAGCCAAAAGAACGAUCAGAAGAAGAAUGGCUGGGACCUGUACAGACUCUCAAGAUUUGGGACAGCUGUUCUGAACCAGGGAGGCGAGGUCGUACCAUUGGUGCAGGUCAUCGCUGACUCUGGUACCAUCUACCGUCACAUUGUCAAGGUUCGAGGAGUCAUGGUACUAGCAGAGGUUGGUGCGUUCUCGGUCCCCAUGACCACCGUCCAAGUAGGGGGACUGCUGGCAUCUGAGCCUGUUGCAAUCGAGAGAGAGUAGUUGCCACUUUAUCCAUGCCUCACAACACACUAAGCCAUUUCAACAACAUACAGUUUUCCCUCACUAACCCGUUGAUUUUCGACGGGUUAGUGAGGGAAGGCCUCUAUUCAUUUUAAUUCAAUAAAUAUAUUUAAACUUUAUUUGAC